CACCAGAUAUAUAAACAUCGUGCGCCGGGCGUCUGGUGUCUGGCAGAUCGCCGUCCACGCAAUUCUGCACCACCUACCGCCAGCAGUCCCACCACUACUACCAGCACUACACUAGCACCACCGCUCCACCACUGUUACUCCAGCACCAGCACCUCCACCAGCCCACUAGCACUACCGUCUUCUUCCAUUGCCGUCUUGUUCCUCCACAGUCACUGCUAGUCUCCCGCCACUGCCACACCACUACCCCCAUGUCACACUUCCACCAGGUGCCCUUGCGGGUGUUGCCUGUUGAGCACCCCGAAGCGGACUUGGCCGCUGCGUUCCAGGGUGACUUGUUGCCUGACUUGUGGCACACCACCAACUCAGUCGCCAGUAUACGUUCCAGCCCACAGCUGGUCAACACCCAGUUGUACAAGACCGAGCUCUGUGCGUCGUACGGCAAUAAGUGCCAGUUCGCACACGGAGAAAACGAGUUGAAACAGGUGGAAAGACCUCCCAAGUGGAGAUCCAAGCCGUGCGCUAACUGGUCCAAGUUCGGCACCUGUCGCUACGGUAACAGAUGCUGUUUCAAGCACGAGUAACCAUAUCUGCUUCACCCAACCCUGAGCCUGAAAGCUGCUUCGAAGGCAGUUGGUUUUCACCCAAAAAGA
Messenger RNA from Suhomyces tanzawaensis NRRL Y-17324, 650 nucleotides. RefSeq names its product Zsf1p (gene ZSF1). Gene Ontology annotation, molecular function: mRNA binding; metal ion binding. The coding region runs from base 249 to 581 and encodes 110 amino acids. NCBI's taxonomy places the organism in Eukaryota, Fungi, Ascomycota, Pichiomycetes, Serinales, Debaryomycetaceae. The record is from RefSeq and is a predicted model, not a curated record. The transcript is spliced from 5 exons.